Molecule: messenger RNA, 618 nt
Organism: Diabrotica virgifera virgifera (western corn rootworm)
Lineage: Eukaryota; Metazoa; Arthropoda; Insecta; Coleoptera; Chrysomelidae
Gene: mtSSB
Product: single-stranded DNA-binding protein, mitochondrial
Exons: 3
Coding region: 104-553 (149 amino acids)
Biological process (GO): positive regulation of helicase activity; mitochondrial DNA replication
Cellular component (GO): mitochondrial nucleoid
Molecular function (GO): single-stranded DNA binding
Source: RefSeq, a predicted model, not a curated record
UGUCUCUAAUAACCACAAAAUAUUAUGAACAACAAGAAAAAGAAGAAGAACAAGGUUAUUUUUAUAUUUUUAUAGGUUAGGAUUCAAACAUUUAAAAUUCAAAAUGAUUUCUUCAAAAGUUGUGAAAUGUUUACCUUCCCUUUUAAAACAAAGAGCACCUAGUUGUAUCAGCGCUGUUCGCAACAAUGCUACUGUUCAACAAGAACCUCCAAGGAUAGAAAAAACUAUAAAUGCAGUUCAGUUGUUGGGAAGGGUUGGAGCAGAUCCACAGAAAAAGGGCACAGAACAACAUCCUAUAGCAGUAUUUUCCUUAGCUACACAUACAAACUACAGAUAUGAAUCAGGAGAAUUUAUGCAAAGAACUGAAUGGCACAGAAUUGUAUGUUUUAAACCAGGUCUUCGUGAAACAAUCCUGAACUAUUUAAAAAAGGGUCAGAGGGUUCAUGUUAGUGGUAGAAUAACAUAUGGAGAAGUCAGGGGUGAAGACGGGAAGCCAAAAACAACAACAGCGAUAGCUGCUGAUGAUGUAAUAUUUUUUAAUUCCAACCAGUAGAUAAGAUCUGUUAUAGAAGUAAGAGCACUUAUUUUGUAAGUUUCAAAUAAAUUUUUUUAAUCUGU